CAGAUCGAAAGUGUUCGAGGUGAGAGGAAUUUUGAGAAUGGAAAGUGGGGUUUAUCUCGAAGCCUCCCUCAUUAUUUCAGGCUGUGGCGAACCAAUCAAAGAUGCUGCGGUCGUGAUUCACGAUGACAAAAUCGAUCAGAAUGAUGGAGGAGCAGGACGAGGGUACGCCGCACUCGUUUCCUCCGCAGCGCGCGCUGGGGCAAGAAUAUCCAAAGAUCUGGAAAAGACACUUUUCGCUGGUCUCACCUCUGUUCGAGGAGUUGGCGGGUAUGUUGGAGAGAUUUCUCCAGCAAUCGAAGACGGGCCAAUCUCCAUAAACAUGACCGCUGGACAUGGAGACAUUCACAACCUGCCCCUGCGCCAAAUUCUCAAAGCCUGCACCAGUGGAAGGGUCUUCAGUGAGAUUGACAUUGUGCUGGACGCACAAUUCUCUCCCGAAGAACUGAAGGUUAUGCUUGAUGAGGCUGCGGGAGCUCGGAGAGCGGUCGCUACACAUUGCCACGCCAAAGAAGGAAUCAUGAAUGCUCUUAAUACGGGCGUAAAGACCAUUGAGCAUGGUAGUUACCUGGGUGAAGAAUGCGUCCCUUUGAUGAAGCAGAAAGACGUUUUCGUCGUGACUGCUUCGGCGGGAAAACUCAGCCAAGUUGCUGUCCACAGCAGGAAGGUAUACAAACUUGCUAUCCAGAGCGGCGUCAAGAUCGCUAUUGGCACGGAUCAAGCUACGAGUGUAGAUGGGACGUACAAUAGUCAUGAAAGAUAUGAUGCUGAUAUCACUGCAGUGUCUGGAAACCCGCUAGAGAACAUCGAUCUUCUGUCGGAGGCUGCUAAUAACACACAUGUAUGGAAAGGGGGAAGACUGUCCAAAUCCUCCUAGUUGUUUGAGACUGGAUAUUCGCAAUUGACAGUCCAUGGAAAAUGUGCUGUAUCGGCCAUUUGGCGUCGGGUUUGUUGCCAGAAUGGAAAUAGUCCACCGCUCCAAUUUAGUGAGUCGUCUUAGAUAUUUCAACAAAGCAGGCUGCUGAUCUGAUUCAUGCCUCAUUUUUGGUGUGAGGUGAGGUAAUUGAGCUGCGGCUGAAGCGCGAAGUAAUUUCUCC
Hyaloscypha bicolor E is the source of this 1094-nucleotide messenger RNA. RefSeq lists its product as uncharacterized. Lineage: Eukaryota; Fungi; Ascomycota; Leotiomycetes; Helotiales; Hyaloscyphaceae. Gene Ontology annotation, molecular function: hydrolase activity, acting on carbon-nitrogen (but not peptide) bonds. The transcript has 7 exons. The coding region runs from base 38 to 874 and encodes 278 amino acids. The record is from RefSeq and is a predicted model, not a curated record.